CGCCCGCUAAUGCUGUUACCAGUCAAGUGUAUGUAGAUUAGCUGACCGACACAUCAUCAGAAGAGCUGACUGACUGACUGACUGAGCCCUGCACACGGAAUACACUCAAACAGCUUGUUGGUUUUCCAAGCUAAAGGUGUUGCUGUGUUUCCCUGACGGUGUUAGUAUCUCUUCUGAAGCAGUGUGUGUGUGUGUGUGUGUGUUUUAAAACUGGAGCUGGAAAUGCGAAAGUAGCUGCUAGCAAAGCGAGCCCUGGCUGGCUGUAUCCUUCACCAAGACAGGAGCAUAAAUGUUACACACAACACUGUCUGUCGAGACUGUCGAUGCUGGAGAAGAUGCGCAAAGACGUGAGGAUAUUAUUAGUGGGAGAGCCCAAAGUGGGCAAGACGUCCCUCAUCAUGUCCCUGGUCAGCGAGGAGUUCCCAGAAGUGGUUCCUUACCGAGCUGAGGAAAUCACCAUACCUGCUGAUGUCACACCAGAGAGAGUUCCCACACACAUCGUGGACUACUCAGAGGCGGAGCAGACAGAUGAGCAGCUGUUUCAGGAGAUCUCUAAGGCAAACGUGAUUUGCAUUGUCUACUCCGUCAACAGCAAAAAGUCCAUCGAGAAGGUGACCAGCCACUGGAUCCCCCUCAUUAUUGAGAACACAGACAAGGACAGCAGGGUUCCUCUGAUCCUGGUGGGGAACAAGUCGGACCUGGUGGAGCACAGCAGCAUGGAGACCAUCCUGCCCAUCAUGAACCAGUACAGUGAGAUCGAGACCUGUGUAGAGUGUUCAGCGAAGAACCUGAAAAACAUCUCCGAGCUCUUCUACUAUGCCCAGAAAGCAGUGCUGCACCCCACAGGUCCUCUCUACUGCCCCGAGAAAAAAAAUAUGAAGUCACUUUGUGCUAAAGCUCUGACUCGAAUCUUCAAAGUUUCCGACCUAGACAACGACGGGAUUCUCAACGACCACGAGCUCAACUUCUUCCAGCGGACGUGCUUCAACACCCCGCUGGAGCCUCAGGCGUUGGAGGAUGUCAAAAAUGUGGUGAGGAAGAACUUGAGUGACGGAGUGUGUGACAACGGGCUCACUCUGAAAGGCUUCCUGUUCCUCCACACUCUAUUCAUCCAGCGAGGACGCCAUGAAACAACGUGGACCGUGCUGAGGAGGUUCGGGUACGAUGACGACCUGGAGUUAAAUCAGGAUUACCUCUUCCCUCCGCUGAAAAUUCCUCCAGACUGCACCACAGAGCUCAACCACAACGCCUACCUCUUCCUCCAGAGCAUCUUUGACAAACAUGACAAGGACCGUGACUGUGCCUUGUCACCAGAGGAGCUGAAAGACCUGUUCGAUGUGUUUCCCUACAUGCCCUGGGGUCCGGAUGUCAAUAACACGGUUUGCACUAAUGAACAGGGCUGGAUCACCUACCAGGGAUAUCUCUCCCAGUGGACGUUAACAACUUAUCUGGAUGUCCAACGAUGUCUGGAGUAUUUGGGUUACCUUGGUUAUUCGAUAGUUGCUGAGCAGGAGUCCCAUGCAGCAGGAAUAACAGUGACCAGAGCUAAGAAGAUUGACCUGCAGAAGAAGCAGACCCAGCGCAGCGUUUUCCGCUGCAACGUCUUUGGAGACAUUGGCAGCGGCAAGAGCGGCUUCCUCCAAGCCUUCCUGGGAAGCAACCUCAUGCACCAAAAAACGAUUAAAGAGGAGCACAAAUCCUACUAUGCCAUAAGCACAACCUAUGUUUAUGGUCAGGAGAAGUACCUGCUUCUUCAUGAAGUCUUCCCAGACUUCGACUACCUGUCUGAUGCCGAUCUGGCCUGUGACAUUGUCUGCCUGGUCUAUGAUGCCAGCAACCCUUACUCCUUUGAAUACUGCGCCAAAGUCUUCAAGCAAUACUUCAUGGACAGUAAGACUCCAUGUAUGAUGAUUGCAGCGAAGUCCGACCUGCAGGAGGUCAAGCAGAUGUACGGCUGUACUCCUCUGGAGUUCUGCAGAAAGCACAAGAUGCCACCGCCUCAGUCCUUCACCUGCAACACUACAGCAGCACCCUGUAGAGACAUCUACACCAAGCUCACCACUAUGGCCAUGUACCCCCACGCCCGGCUGCGCUGCAUGUGCACAUGUAACCGGUGCACCUUCUGCUUGUGUCAGAACUUCCUCAACUCUGAGCUGCUGCAGACGGUCAGGGCCAAACUCUACGCGGUUGUACUCAGAAGACAUGUGAGUCAGGCAGACCUGAGGAGCUCCACCUUCUGGCUGAAGGCGAGUGUGGGGGCCACGGUGUUUGCAGUGCUGGGCUUUGCCAUGUACAGAGUGCUGCUCAGACCGCGGUGAUGCUGCAGCACGCUCUCUUCUCAUAGUACAUAAUAGAGGUAUUUUGACUUGUCUAAACAUUAAGCUUUCCCAUUUACAUUAAGAAAAUUAAAAAUGUGUUAAAAAUCAUCUGUCAUGGUUUGUAUUAAAGGGUCCUCAUGAUGAAAGCUUAUUUAAGCAGAUGUUUUUUUUCUCCCCCCAUUUAAAUGCAGUUCACUCUGUAGAUUUCUCUUCUUGGGAAUAAAAGAGAAAUAUAUUUAAUUUUCUACCAAAUUUGCUUAAUCUAUUUGUUUGCAAAAAAUAUAUCUAUCUAUAUUUAUAUUGAAAGUCAGUGUAAGCUGCUGAUGAGCGGUGGUGUGCAACAUACAGAAGCGUUACAUAUUGUACAUAGCUUUUUUUCUUUGCUUGCUGGUUGAGAUGAACGACUUGCUGUUAGAUGUCAUAGAUUAUAGCGUGUGGCGCCGUAUGCAAUUAGCCUUGAUGCUGUUAUUAGAACAAUCUGUAAAUAGUGUAUAUAACAUAGGUACUGUACAUUUGUUCAUCUUUGUCUAAUAGGGCCAUGUCUGAUUCCCACUCAAACACUAAACACAGGUGUAACUUUAAAGCUCGGUCAUUCACGUUAGCUUUGAUCGCUCGCUCUGACAGGAACUGGUUCCCCUUCUCAUGGCCAAGUGUUUGUACGCACACUUUUUUUGUAGUGUGCAAAAGGGUCUGCUGCUCUCGACUAUGUCUUCCCAUGUUGGUGUUGGAUCUUGCGCGUCUGUCUGUGUGUGUUUGUGUGUGCGUGUGUGCGUGCGUGCGUUGGUAUGUUGAAAUUCUACACUCUACAGCUAUUUUUCUGCACAUGUUGUGUUAGCAUGCUUUAGAUUCUGACCACAUUCCAGUGUUUAGAGACUUAAAUGACCUCACCAUCUUCUCUGCAUUGCUGUCAGGCUCCCAGUUAUCCCCAGAUGUUGUAAAGUUUCAGGAGUGUUGACAAAGGUUUAGUCCGAGUCAUGGUGAAGUUUGACGGUCAUUUGACCGAGUUGUGAUUCCCCAGUCAAAGAAGAAGCAAUAAUGUGGUCCAAAAUGUUGAUUUCAGUACCAUGACCACUGCUUGCCACAAGACUCAGUGUCAUGUAUUCAUUGAUCCCUGCCUUUCCAAACGUUUACAAUAAAUAAACAUGUCUACAUUA
This is a messenger RNA of Labrus bergylta (ballan wrasse), 3472 nucleotides long. RefSeq names its product ras homolog family member T1 (gene rhot1b). The record is from RefSeq and is a predicted model, not a curated record. NCBI's taxonomy places the organism in Eukaryota, Metazoa, Chordata, Actinopteri, Labriformes, Labridae. Gene Ontology annotation, cellular component: cell projection; cytoskeleton; mitochondrial outer membrane. Gene Ontology annotation, molecular function: protein kinase binding; GTPase activity; GTP binding. Gene Ontology annotation, biological process: engulfment of apoptotic cell; regulation of cell shape; establishment or maintenance of cell polarity.